This is a messenger RNA of Harmonia axyridis, 1109 nucleotides long. RefSeq lists its product as uncharacterized. Bases 71 to 1009 code for a protein of 312 amino acids. The transcript has a single exon. NCBI's taxonomy places the organism in Eukaryota, Metazoa, Arthropoda, Insecta, Coleoptera, Coccinellidae. The record is from RefSeq and is a predicted model, not a curated record.
UGACAGCAAAUCAUCACUCAAAAUUCUCAGUUCAAAAACGUCAAAUUACAAAAUUUCGCUCAAUCGUAAAAUGGCAAUACAACAAACCCAGGUACCCGAAUCCACCCACGAAAACACAUCAGUUAAAGGAGUUACAAUUACAAUGACGAAUAACAAAGAGAGAAAACACAAAUUCAAACUCAAAGGAAUAUGGCGGGAGACUCAGUUGGCACAACCGAAAAUGCCCCAAGAAAAAUUUGUUCCACCAUACGAUGGACCCCUUGUGCUUAUUCAGAAAUCCUUGGUUAUCGAUCCAGAAAUAUUGACAAGAUGCAAUCAGUUGGCAUUUGCUCACCUCCGAACAAUCUUCGACAACAGAAAAUCCUUCAAAGACAUCUUGGAACAGAAGAAGAUCAAGAACCUAGUAAAACAAGAGGAGAAGACUAUCAAUUCGAUCUAUUUCUUCUACAGAAAGCAUCAAAUGAUGAAAGAGAUGAAACUUGCGAAAUUGCAGCAACGAAAAGCGCUAUUGGCCAGAUCUAGCAGAAAAAAAGUAAAAGAAACCGACGAGGAAAGAGCUAAAAGAAUAGAAAAUCUUGCAACAGCCAAAAAACUCUUCAAGGAACGACCACCGAGUAGAGGUAAAUGGAAACCUUUGGAGAACAUGAACAGAUAUAUGGACUUAGCUGAGCCGAUCAAACGAGAUAAGACAAUUGGUCCAAGAACUAACUUCGACGUCAGCAAAGCCGCAAAAAGUUACGUAGCUACUGACAUAAUUCUUAAGUUGCUACAACAACCGAGGAGAUUUGAAGAUUUAGAGCCACCAUUGCAGGCCGCCAGACCAGUUCCCAAAUCUGCUCUGACAUACAAGAUUACACCUCAAAUAGAGAAACUUUAUGUUGUAAAAAUAAGGAAGGAAGGAACCACGUCCGCACCCGAGGAUGAGGUUUGGAAGAUAUCACCUGGUGCGCUCAAGUACAAAGCUACUCCAAGGAUCCUUCAACUAGCGAAACCCAUAGAGCGACCUUAGACUAAACUAAUUUAAGAAUAAAAAAUAUAAACCUACAUAUUCAAGUAUUGCAAUGUAAAGUUCUCAUGGUUAUUUUUUUUUAAUUAAAUUUCGGAAUUAA